Messenger RNA from Mycena citricolor, 3590 nucleotides. The record is from the annotation of a GenBank genome assembly. NCBI's taxonomy places the organism in Eukaryota, Fungi, Basidiomycota, Agaricomycetes, Agaricales, Mycenaceae.
GCACCGUUCAACAUUGUGUCCUACAUGGUAGCUGGUACUUGGUCCAGAUGCCGCCCUCAUUCACACCAGACCUCCGCACCCUCAAAUCUGCGUUAUCCAUUAUCUCCAAUCAUACUUGAGCUCUUUCUGUUGUAAGGCCAGCCUCGGCACUGCAACAUGCUCUCCUUCGAUCAGCGACGGGACUGGGCCAUAUGGCACAUAUAGUCAGCAUGCCCCCAACUCCCCAGUCUUUGCACGUUAAUUCGCUGGGCUUUUCAUGCUUGGCGGGGCUUGGCGCACCUCCCACUUUCUGCCUAAUCUCGAAGAAACGCGCAUCGUUUUCGCCAGUGAAUCAAUCUCACAUGGAUAACCCGUCCUUCUAGGCGCUAUAGAUUGUAUGCUGAUGCUCUGGGACAACGUGGGCUGAAGACUAUCUCGCUCUGCACGCAUGUGUUGCUUCGCAUGCGUAUCCUGCAGGAGACAGUACUUAUAUCCAAGGGCUAAGACUGCCUGUGCUUCAGCCGCUUUCCGCUUUCCGCUCGAGUCUCCAUGGUCUCCUUCCCCAAGUGCUUUACUUCGAUUGUGGCCCUCGCUGCGCUUGGGACACCGGCUCUUGGUGCUCUCCCGACCCCAGUGUCGGUUGCAAUGGCAAAAAGCUACCUUGGACAGCUCAAGGUGGCUGUCGACAGCAACGUGCCAGCGUACGCGCGCAGUCAGUUCAAGUUGUGGGAUACCAUUUCUGGCAACUGCAACACCCGUGAAACUGUGCUCAUUCGGGAUGGGACGAAUGUUGUGACGAGCUCAGCUUGCGCAGCCACCUCUGGCAACUGGGUCAGUCCUUACGAUGGUGUAGCUACAACCCUUGCCAGCGAUCUGGACAUUGACCAUCUUGUACCUCUGAAAGAGGCUUGGGUCUCCGGGGCCCGUGACUGGACACCCGCCCAACGAGAAGCCUUUGCAAACGAUCUCACGAGACCACAGUUGGUUGCAGUUACCGAUAACUUGAAUCAAGCCAAGGGAGACAAAGGUGUGUUGCCCGAGAUCAACAUCGGAUGGAAUGCUGAUUGGAGGCAGAUCCCGCGUCGUUUGUUCCUCCUCUUGCAAGUUAUGUCUGCACUUAUGUGCGCGCCUGGAUCGAAGUGGCUUCCAUCAACAUCGGUGCUGGACCGUGCCGGAGAGCAGCAGCUUGGCGGCUUCCGACCUUCUCAUCCCCGCAAGACGCUGAAUGCGGGAACAACAGAUUGCAUAUGGGUCAACUCUCAAAGCAACUUAUCGCCGGCAGACCCAGUGUUGAUAUCUGCAUCCACUCAACGUGGGUCGGGGGCACUAUCUGACUGUUUUCAUGCGCGUCCAACGCUGGUCAUUCUAUCGAUGGUCUCUUUCCCCAAGCAUCUUACCGCAGUUGUUUUGCUCGCGGUGCUCGGCACCCCUGCUCUGGCCGCGCUCCCGACUCCGGUCUCGGUUGCCACAGCUAAAACGUAUCUGAGCCAGCUCAAAGUGGCGGUGGACAGCAACUCGCCAGCAUACGCUCGCACGGAAUUCAAGACCUGGGACACGAUCUCCGGAAAUUGCGACACGCGCGAAACUGUUCUGAUUCGGGAUGGGACCAAUGUCGUGACGAACUCCGCUUGUGCAGCUACUUCAGGCCACUGGGUCAGUCCGUACGACGGCGUUGCGACGACACUUGCAAGUGAUCUGGACAUCGCCUGGCUAUCCGGGGCCCGUGACUGGACUGCAGCGCAGCGUGAAUCUUACGCGAACGAUCUCACUAGACCGCAGCUCGUCGCCAUCACUGACAACCUCAAUGAAUCCAAGGGUGAUAGAGACGUUGCAUCGUUUGUCCCCCCUCUGGCUAGCUACGUCUGCACUUACAUUCGGGCCUGGAUCGAAGUGAAACACUUUUACAACCUGACCAUCGACUCUGCCGAGAGCACAGCCUUGCAUAGUUACAUCAACGGGUGCUAAAGAGAAAUGUAUUCAGUGUAUCAGGUGUAAACAUAUCAAUCGACCUCGUUAAGUAACACGUCGCGCGCGUCCAGUGACGAAACACAGGCCCAAACGGAACGUGACUGGCACGACGACUCGUGAGACCGGGACACCCCUUCCACAGAGGUCCUACUCCAGAUGAAUUUCUCACGCUUAGUCUGACAUCUCAAGUCAACGUUUCGCACGUUGCAUCCUUCAGACGGAAGGACACGUCAGGAUUGAUUGUGACUAUCCACUUACGUAAACGUUAGUCACAUGACAACAAUUGUGGGCGGCCAAACAAGACACAAGCAAAUUCCAAUUGUCUCUGAACGCAUUGUUACAUCUCAAUUGUUCGGUCAACUACUUAAUGGCGGCAACCAUGUCUGAACGCCCAUUCUGGCACACUCUCUUCUUCGCUCAUGCCCCGCCCACUUCCUAAUGCCCCUUCUACCUCUGCCUCCGACGUGAAGUCGGCUUGGUCGGCGCCCUCUACUCCAUUAACGUUUGUUGUGAACUUCUCGGUGCCGCCGUCUAGUCCACGUCUUCUGAAGGCCCGUCGCCGCGAUUGCCAUAUAUUUCCGCACUCUGCCUCCUCAUCUACGACAUCCUUGGAGUCCGUUUCGACUCGCAACGAGGGCAUCCAGUCGGCAGAGUUCUGGAUCUCUCCAUCAGACCCACCGUCAGACGCUUCACCAGGCCAUGUCACUCCUCAGACCAGGCCGAAGCCGUUGCGGCCUAAGCCUGCUGAUAUUAUCAUACCUCACAAAUCUGCACCGCCGGCCAUUCUGUCCCCGGAGACACCUGCUGCGUUGUCGACUGCGAUCGAACAUCAUAUGCGGUCACCGCUUUCUCCGUUGUCACCUUUCCUCCCUCAGUCUCCGGUCCAGUCGCCCAACGCUCGCAUUCGGAAAAUUGCCAAACUCAAGCGCACUUUGGGCGAGAACGUUCCAAUCGAGCUGGUGUUCCCUGAUCAUCGCCAGGCUCAGACCCCAAGAAACGUGGAGGCGGCUAUGGCGAACGGCGCGAAGCAACCCCGAAAGCGGCGUCUGGCCUUGUUUCGCAAUCGCGAGCCAGCGCCUGCCUCGACUGAGGCGGAAUGGCCUUUGACACCGACUCCUGACUGGGUUGUCGAUGCUGAAGCUCACGCAAAGACGGCUGUUGGUCUUCAUUAUGCUCUCGGAAUGGACUCGUUCCCCAGGCGCUCCGCGGCGCUGCCCCCCUCGACUGCGGAGGGUCCAGCAUCGCCAGGGCCGUUCUCGGCCAUGUUCAAUAUCGAUGACGCUUCUUGGGAGCGCGCACGACAAGCUGUCAUGGGUUCUCGGCGUCAGCAGAAGAAGAACCUUGCUGUACCCGUCCUGGACAAAGCACCGCCGCGCAGUGGUCUUGGAGUCUGGCGCAAGAAAGAAAACACCUGGAGUGGCGAAUGGAAUGUUGAGAAUAUGGAAGAGCUUCACGUUCGCUUGCGCCGGCUCAAGUGAACGGACGCUUUCGUCUAACGAACGAACGAUACAUAUAUGAUUACAACGCUCAACGAAACUGCAAUUGUUCUCCUUAUCAUUUCCUAUCUGUAGCCCCCUAGUUUAUAUCUCUCCUUUAAUGAACUGUAGUAUACCCUUGUAGCACAUCGUAGUCUUGAAUCCAUC